CAUGUGGCGCGCCACGGUAAUGUACGUCAAAUGCAUGAAGCAAACGACUCCAAUAUGGCGAAUGUGAGGGAUAGUGAUACGUCGUUGUGGCUUCAUAACAAGCUUGGAACGUCAAAUGAUAGCUGGACUGGAAGUUCAAUUUGUUCACAACUCAAUGCAGAAGUAUUACGGAAUAUCAAAGAUUGUUUUCCAGAUCUUCAAACGCAAGUUAAACUUAAGUUACUACUUUCGUUCUUUCACAUACCGAGACGGAAUGUUGAGGAGUGGCGCGUUGAACUGGAAGAAAUUAUUGAGGUGGCAUCCCUCGAUAGUGAGCUAUGGGUAUCAAUGUUAUCCGAAGCGAUGAAGACCUUUCCAUCUACGGGUUCUUUGAACACUGACAUCACAGACUUGGAUGAACAUAGACCUAUUUUUGGAGAGCUAGUCAACGACCUCAGAAAACUUCUAAAAAAGCAAAAUGACCCAGCAAUGCUUCCAUUAGAAUGUCAUUAUCUUAAUAAGACUGCACUUACUUCUGUGGUUGGCCAACAACCAACACCAGUUAAGCAUUUCACAUUGAAAAGGAAACCAAAAAGUGCUGCUUUAAGAGCAGAGCUACUUCAGAAGAGUACUGAUGCGGCGAACAAUUUAAAAAAGAGUACUGCACCCACAGUACCUGUGAGGAGUAGAGGUAUGCCCAGGAAAAUGACUGACACAACACCAUUGAAAGGAAUUCCAAGUAGAGUUCCAACAAGUGGUUUUCGAUCACCGUCUCUCACAAGUUCUUCAAUGUCUAAUAGAACGCCUCUUAGUAGUAGGAUUCGUAAAGACGGCGGUAUUAAAUUACUGGACAUUAAUGAGCAACCAAUUGGAUAUGCUCAGGCAAAGAAACGAAAGAGAAUGAUGGAAAUAGAAGAACAACAAAAGAAGGUUGCAGAAGCUCAAGCAGCUGCAGCUGCUGCUGCAUCGACAGCGACAACAACAACAGAAACGUCGACUACUCCGGAGUAUGCUCAAGGAUUAGCCUCUAUAAAUCCACCAGCUACGCCAAUUACCCCGGUGGUAGCAUCUGUACAGCCUUAUGCGACGCCUACUACUCUAAGUGGAGCAUCAACAGUAACUACCCCCCAAACUCCCACAACUCCAACUACACCUACAACUCCAAGUACAGUACUACCAAUCACAACACCGACGGUUAUUACACCGAUAGAAAGCACACCUGUCGGAGUGCAAACCGUUAGACCAGCGCAAACCGUUACGCAGAUUCGCAUACAAACUACCGCACAACCGGCCAAUGCGGCUGCUAAUACAAGAAAGGGUCUAUCUCUCACGCGAGAACAAAUGUUGGAAGCACAAGAAAUGUUUAGAACAGCUAAUAAAGUUACUAGGCCAGAGAAGGCUCUUAUUUUAGGUUUCAUGGCUGGCUCCAGGGAUAAUCCAUGUCCGAAACUGGGAAAUAUAGUUACAGUAAUGCUAUCAGAAAAUAUUGAAGAAGUAACGCAACCAGAUGGAACAACGGUGUCGAUGCUGGUUGAAACGCAUUUCCAAAUGAAUUACACAAAUGCUAAACAAUGA
Molecule: messenger RNA, 1554 nt
Organism: Nomia melanderi (Alkali bee)
Lineage: Eukaryota; Metazoa; Arthropoda; Insecta; Hymenoptera; Halictidae
Source: RefSeq, a predicted model, not a curated record